Molecule: messenger RNA, 1180 nt
Organism: Acanthaster planci (crown-of-thorns starfish)
Lineage: Eukaryota; Metazoa; Echinodermata; Asteroidea; Valvatida; Acanthasteridae
Product: pancreatic lipase-related protein 2-like
Biological process (GO): lipid catabolic process
Molecular function (GO): triacylglycerol lipase activity
Source: RefSeq, a predicted model, not a curated record
AUGGCUCUUCAAGCGGAGUCUGUUUGCUACGAUGAUCUUGGAUGUUUUUCGAACGAAGCACCCUUCGAUGUAUUCAAUAGUUUCCCGCCAAAGAGCCCGGAGUUUAUCAAUACAGAAUUCUUAUUGUAUACACGGCUGAAUAGAGGUCGGUACAUAAAGGUCGAUAGAGCUGACCCUAACUCCCUCCAUUCCUCUACCUUUAAUUCGGGGAGAAGGACAGUAUUCAUUAUCCAUGGUUUCACCGAAAAAGGAUCUGAUUCACUGUGGAUGAGCGACCUCAAGGAAAAACUACUCACAGAGUUUGUGAAUUUGAGCAGAAAACAUUUGAAAGUUAACAGAAAGCCGGCUCACCAUCAUAACAUUCUUUUAAAUGGGUUUCUUUUCCUGUAGCAAAACUUGAACGUAUUUCUAGUGGACUGGGGCAACGGGGCAAGGAACCUGUAUGGUCAGUCCGUGCAAAACACACGCGUAGUCGGCCGUGUUGUUGCCAGAUUUAUGCAGUUUCUAAACAGCGAGACGAGUGCUACAUUUGCCGAUAUGCACAUUAUUGGUCACAGUCUCGGUGCGCACACCGCCGGCUUUGCUGGAGCGUUCCAAUUUGGAAUCGGCAGAAUCUCAGGUCUUGAUCCAGCUGGUCCAUAUUUUACUUCCACCGAUACGGCUUGUCGUUUGGAUCCAAGUGACGCCAUCUUUGUUGACGUCAUCCACACUGAUGCCGAAGUCAUCGGCUGUGGCAUCGAAGAGCCAAGUGGACACAUAGAUUUCUACCCUAACAGUGGGAAGGAACAGCCUGGUUGUCCUGCUAAUGUCGGGGACGUAUCCGAUCCCUUUGAGGUUAGCUGCAGCCACAUUCGUGUCUUGGACUUCUACAUCGAGAGCUUGGAUUCCAGCCAGUGUGAAUUUGUUGCCUACCCGUGUUCCAACUGGGACCGGUUUGUAAAUGGGCAGUGCACCAGCUGCGGUUGGAAAGGGUGCCCCAAGAUGGGAUACUGGGCCGAUCGAUCUUUAGCAACUGGUAACUUCUACUUACAGACUGGAGCUCAGUCGCCUUUCUGUGCAUUCUAAUUGCGCUUGACGAGGACAACAAACCUGUCUGGUAUUAUAAAUGAGCAUCAGAAAUUAGAAUCGAAUCCCUGACCUCUAUUAGCUCAGAGAUUUUUGUUAAAACUACAGUUAUACA